Cheilinus undulatus (humphead wrasse) is the source of this 6721-nucleotide messenger RNA. RefSeq names its product peroxisome proliferator-activated receptor alpha b (gene pparab). The record is from RefSeq and is a predicted model, not a curated record. Gene Ontology annotation, cellular component: nucleus. Gene Ontology annotation, molecular function: RNA polymerase II cis-regulatory region sequence-specific DNA binding; zinc ion binding; nuclear receptor activity. The transcript is spliced from 8 exons. Gene Ontology annotation, biological process: regulation of lipid metabolic process; hormone-mediated signaling pathway; negative regulation of inflammatory response. Lineage: Eukaryota; Metazoa; Chordata; Actinopteri; Labriformes; Labridae. Bases 390 to 1799 code for a protein of 469 amino acids.
UCUGCUUUGUAUGGACAUGGUGGGGGAUUUUUGACAGCGGCAGCGCUGUUAGGAAACAAACAAGGACGUGGUCGGGGGUCGGGGACUAUUUUUCUCCCAGCUCGUUUUCAUUUCGAUCUUUUAACGGGCUUUUUCCCCCCUCUCUCACCUCAGCAACAUUUCACUGGAUAUGGCGCCUUCGGAUUGGCCUGGCUAUUUCAAGUUUCUGUCCAGCUGUGCUGCUGGACUCGGGCUGUUUUUUUUUUCUCUUUCUCCCCAAGAACCUGAGACCUGUAAUCAGCCUGUGGCGGGCUGCAUUCUCAGCCUGCAGUGACAAACAGAGGCAGAAACAAGAAGAGAAUGAAAUCUGAUGUGUAAGAGUGCCGGCAGCCCGCUCCUCCGCCACCGCUAUGGUCGAUAUGGAGAGCCACUACCAUCCCCCCUCGCCCCUGGAGGACUCGAUGCUGGGCAGCCCCCUGUGCGUCGAUGACGAAUUCAUGGGCGGCAUGGAGGAGCUCCAGGACAUCUCGCAGUCCAUUGACAAUGAUGCCCUCAGCUCUUUCGAUGUCCCCGAGUACCAGUCGUCCAGUAACGGUUCUGAAGGUUCUACUGUACUAGAUGCCCUGACGCCAGCUUCCAGCCCGUCAUCAGUUGUUUAUGGGGUGGCAGCAAGCCAGGACGACUUCUCAUCUUCCUCUACAUCGCUUAACCUGGAGUGUCGAGUUUGUGCAGACCGCGCCUCAGGAUACCACUACGGAGUCCACGCCUGCGAGGGCUGCAAGGGUUUUUUCCGGCGGACGAUCCGUCUGAAGCUGGAAUAUGACAAGUGUGAACGCCGCUGCAAAAUCCAAAAGAAGAAUCGUAACAAGUGCCAAUACUGCCGCUUCCAGAAGUGCCUGUCAGUGGGCAUGUCCCACAACGCCAUCCGUUUCGGCCGGAUGCCCCAGUCAGAGAAGCUAAAGCUGAAGGCAGAGUUGGUGACAGGGGACAGGGAGGUGGAAGACCCCCAGCUAGCCGACCAGAAGACACUGGCCAGGCAGAUUUAUGAGGCCUACCUCAAAAACUUCAAUAUGAACAAGGCCAAGGCCCGAACUAUCCUCACCGGCAAGACCAGCACUCCUCCUUUUGUCAUCCAUGACAUGGAGACCCUCCAGCUGGCUGAGCAGACCUUCGUGGCAAAGAUGGUGGGCUCAGCGGGAAUGCUAAAGGACAGGGAGGCAGAAGUUCGUAUUUUCCACUGCUGCCAGUGCACGUCAGUGGAAACCGUCACUGAGCUCACAGAGUUUGCAAAGUCCGUCCCCGGGUUCUCGAGCCUGGACCUCAAUGAUCAGGUGACUCUUUUGAAAUACGGCGUGUAUGAGGCCCUCUUCGCCAUGCUCGCCUCCAGUAUGAACAAGGACGGGCUUCUUGUGGCAUACGGCUCUGGCUUCAUCACCCGGGAAUUCCUCAAAAGCCUACGGCGGCCUUUCAGUGAUAUGAUGGAGCCCAAGUUCCAGUUUGCAAUGAAGUUUAACGGCCUGGAGCUGGACGACAGUGACCUGGCUCUGUUUGUGGCUGCUAUUAUCUGCUGUGGAGACCGACCAGGCCUGGUGAAUGUGGCACACAUUGAGCGCAUGCAGGAGAACAUCGUGCAGGUGCUACAGCUCCACCUGUUGGCCAAUCACCCAGACAACACUUUCCUCUUCCCCAGGCUGCUGCAGAAACUGGCCGACCUUCGGCAGCUGGUCACUGAGCAUGCACAGCUGGUGCAGGAGAUCAAAAAGACGGAAGACACCUCACUGCACCCGCUCCUGCAGGAGAUCUACAGAGACAUGUACUGAGGGUUGUGGAGGAUUAACCAUGAGGGGAACCCAACAAAUCAACUCCUUUUUUCAGGGAUAGAAUAAAAGAGUCCUCCAUAAGCUAAGUCGAACCACUAAAAGGCCCCCCAGUGCCGCAGGAGUUAGCGUUGUCUUCACUCCAUUGUGUGGACCUUCAGAAAUCAUGUAUGCAAAGAUUCGAUUUACAGGUAAUCGAGCCCCUAUUUAGAUAUGAGUGUAUGCAAACUCUGACCAAACUCUUGGAUGAAUACUAAUUGAAAUAUUUAAGGUGACCUCUGUGGUUACCCCUCUCCUGACUCUUUAAAAGCCCUAAAAUGAAGAAAGUGAACUUUGUAGUCGCCACUCCAGCAGUUUGAUAGUAGAUUUUUAUACUGAUGUCAAAGAGACAAGAGCCAUAUAUCCUCACAGCUAACAACACCCAAAUAACUUCGGUGGCAGCAGUAAAACAGUAAUAAUGCAGUUUUUACAAAAGGCAGCUUCUGUCAAAUUGGCUGUCAGUAAAGGUUGGUAAUGGCUGUCCAUGCACCAACCCUUCAGCGUGUACAUUCAACUUUUUUAUAACCAACCCUGAGCAUGAUCAUCUCUUUGUACUGUGAGUCUUCUAAGCCAUACUUUGUUUUAAAUAAUACUGGAAGUAACUUCAAAUUCAAGCCUGUGCAGGCGAUAGUAUUUUUACACUUCAGAAAAAGGUAGCAAAAUCGAGUAUUUCAAGACUGAUGUGAUCACAGCCACAGGUUACACUGUGUCCAUGCACCACAAUGCAAUUCUGAAGCACAAACACGCCUGUUAUAUAAUAUGUUUCGCUCUUUUGUACUGGACCUUCGUUAAAUGCCUUUUCUCAAAAUACAUGCACAGACGUUUGGCACUCCAUCAUGUUUUGUGUCCUGUUUCCCAAGGGCUGAACUGUACCACAGAUAAACCGCAUUACCACCUUAAUACAGGCAGAAUGAAAGCAGUUUAACAAGAAAUUAAUCUGUUUCCUAAUUUGUUACUCAGUUAAGCCCUUUUACUUAAAAGUACAUCUCAGUGUGCUUUCCCACAGUUUUGUGUCUGCCUUUUAUUUUGUGCUUUGUCCAGUACAUUGAGAUUCACAUGUCUUACAUUUAUGUAUGACGGUAUAAGAAAAGCCUAUUCUUUAAUAUAGAAAAUAAGAUUAUUUAUCCCUUGGGUGAAGCAUAAUUUUUGGACAGUAAGAGGUUUAUCAUCAUCAGAAACUAUAAUUUAGGGGGAAAGUGUUGCAUUUUGUAAUUUCCCUGAGAUACUUUAUCAAUUUUGGGAAAUUUUUAAAAAGUUAUUAUAAGCUUGUGGUCAUCUGCAUUUAUUUGAUCCUGUGAAUAAGUCAAAGCCAAUCACGCAUUUUGACAAGCAUCUAGAGAUGGAGAGCCAAUUCAUUUCGUUUUUGUGAUGACAAUGCGUGCUAAGAGGUCACUGCUGCAGCGUUUCCCAGAUAAUGACCGUACUUGGGUGGUAGGGAUGGCCAUCCCACUCUGACUCAUUCUUUAUAUUUAAUUUUUUGUUUUACUUUUCUUUUGACAGUAUUCAUUAACAGCAGGGGUGGAUAAAGUACAUGACUUUUGUACUCAAGAAAAAGUACAGUUACUUUGGUUAAAAUUGCCUUGAGUACAAAGUAAAAGUACUGGUCUACAAGUCUUAUCAAUUAAAAGUACAAAGAAUCUUAUUUAGAGUUUAUUUUCAUAACUAAAUCCUGUUAGCUACUGAGGAAUUGUACAGUAAAAUAGAAUCUUUCUUUAGUAAUUAGCAAGAACAACAAGAAAAUAGACCUCAGGUAAAGUCACACCUCUAUGAUACAGUAAAAUACACAGCGAACUUGACAGUAUUAAUUAAACUCAUGUAGAUCUAUAUGUGUGUCUAUAUUGGUCCACACUUCAAAGUGUUAAAUAUUUGACAGUAACUCUAAAAUUUGUGACUAAGUAGGCCUCGACUAGCAAGAAAAAAAAGCUGAGUCAACUUCAUAGCAAGGCAAUCAUGCUGAUUAAUAAUAUAAGUUUUGCAUCUUAAGGAACAAGUGUGUACUAUAACUCAGUGGAUAACUUCAUUCAUGGUGCAAAUGUGUCUCAUAUCAAAAAUCCACCAUUAACAUGAGCCAAAGAACCUCAGCAGGGAUGGCUGUACAACAGACAACAUCUAAACACAACAAAACACGUCUAAACACUCUUCCCUAGGGCAUGAUGUGAAACUCAGCCCACACAUCCCCCCACAUUUGAAAUGGCAGUGGUUUGACCUUAGAUCAAUUGACUGUCUACAGAGUUGGACUAACACUGGUAGAUCCAAUAACUGUUUAAUAACUCCAACACUGAAGAACAUUUCACUAAAAAUGAAAAAAAAUUACACUUUGAGAAAGAAAAUCAACACUGAUAUGUUCAACUCUGAGAAAAUCAGUGGACUUGGUUUAUCCCACUAGAGCUUGGAUAGGCUUCAGCCCCCCUGCGGCCCCAAAUGGGAUAAGCGGUAUAGAAGAUGGAUGGAUGGAUGGAUGGAUUUCUAGGACUGCUAUGUUGUCCAUCACUAGGUUUGAUGCUACUAUGCUGCAUCCUGAUUGGUGAAAAACAAAUGGAGGAAACAGGUCAUUUGUUUAAAUUUGUUUUAAGACAUUUAAAUUUACCCUAAAAAUCACACAGUUUUUUCCUCCUCACAUUUUCUGAAUUUAAUAAUCUUUUGGGGGCCAGAGGGGAAUAUUAGGGGGCCUGAUUUGGCCCUGAGCUGGCAGUUGAUGAUCAUUGAACUAGUAGAUAUCUCUCAUGCACACAGGUGGUGAUUAUAUGAAUUUAAAAAUGGAAAAAUAGUCAGCAAAUAUACUUAGUCUGCGGUAAAUAUCCCCGAGUGGCCCAACCAAGUACUGUCUAUGUGGGAAACAUUGCUUGUUUUGCAGAAAUUGGACACAGAUGACCUACAGUAAGGGAAUGCUAAUAAGUAAAUGGUGAAAUCAUGCAUGACUGAUACUUUAAAUAAUCUUUCUAUUCCUCCAAUCUGUUAAUGUAACUAAAAUAAUCAAGAAUCCAAUCACAAGAAAUGGACCUUGUUUGUAGUGACAUCACAUUGUAUAAAGAGAGUGCACUGUACAUAGCUGAAACGAUCACACUGACUGCUCGCUCCGACUUUUAACUCAAUGAGGUAUACAAGGUACUAAUGAUGAUCAACUUUUGUAUUCCUCUGUUUGGUAAAUAUUUUGAAAUGUUUGAGAUUUUACAGUAAAUGUAGUUCUGUACUGUAUGUUCUUUAUGCUUAAAUGCCGCAUACUUGUGUUGAAAUUGAAUUGGAUCAUAUUUUUAUACUAAAAUAUAUAUGUAUGACUAAAUCAGAGAAUUGUUUAUUUGAAAUGGCACGGUUGGAGAGUGCAGUGUAAAUAGACUUAAGGGUAACAGGGCGACUGGUAAUCUGAAUAUCCAUAGAUCUGAAUCCCGUCUGGGACAUUCCUUUUGUUAAAUGGUUUAUUUAGAUAGAGUCAUCAAUCUGCAUCUGCAGUGUGCAUUCAGUUCAUUUCAGCUGCCGUCACAUUAAGCUCUUAUGAUAUUAACUUGUGAGCAGUACAGGCUGCGCUUGCUCACAGCUUUGGGUGGUUGAUAAAACUUGACCUUUUUGCAUUUGUGUAGUGAAUUAAUUAGCUGAAAGGUAAAGCUACAGCUCUGCACUGAUCAUAUAAUGCUCUGUUCUCAGGUUGCACAUUAAUAGAUAAUAUAUGCACACAGCUUCAUGAGAAAUCAUCUAUAGUUGCCUGUGCUUAGACUAACUCUUAUUCCCCUUUUUUAACACAUCACAUCUCUGUUGCUGAUUAAACAGAGAUACUGAAUGCACUCAUAGUUUGCCAUCACAUUGCAUGCUUUUACAGUUAAAACGAUGCAGUAAUGAAAAUGCAGUAUGUGCUGUUUUAUAUUCCUUCUUUUGGUCAUGUCUGACUUUUCUCUCCUCACUCGCUGCUAUGUUGUACUAACUCACCAAACAUUUCUUAUGCCAUGAGUAGAUUACUGACCAUCAAGCUGCCUCUAUUUACAUGUGAUAUCUUCUCAGAAUGUCAGUCCCACGUGUCAGAAAUGAUCCAACGCAGCUCGCACCCCCCCCCCCUCAGAGAUUAACAGCUAACAAUCUGUGCCUUAGCGUGUGUCCAUGCCAUAAAACACUAGAGAUUCUGAUAAAAUACUUGACUCAUGCACACUCACACUUUUAGAAACUGAUAGUGUCGUCGGCUGGAGUCGGCUGUUCGUGACACAAACAGGGCCGCGCAGACAGGAAAUGAUGUCACAGAUGAUUUAGGAAGCUAUCCUAAGUACAGCAGGAUAUUGGCUUGGGUAUUGAAGCUUUAUUUUGCCGUACUGAACAGAAACUAUGAAGGAUUUUCUUUUUUUGUUUGUUUUUUUACAAAAAGGACUGACUCUUAAAAACUAAAUGCAUAAAAGUGAAACACAAUUAGAACCAGGCCCUUGAGGAGAAGUCUUGUAAAUUUGUGAUGUCUGCUUACCCCUAGGAAUGUCUGUUUUGUGUUGAAUUGACAAGGGACUUUUGAACUUGUAUCAGGGAAAUGUAGUCUUCCUUUGUUGAACUAGCUCAGGACACAGAAAUACUUUGUUCCUCCCUUAUUAUCUGUCUUUUUUUCCUCUCUGGAAUAAGUUUAGAGUGCUCUGCCUUACAGCACACAAACACCAACCACAGUACUGAUUCAUUUCUCCUUGAUUUUUAUUUUUCAAAAUUGGCAGAAAAUUUAACCAGAGGGCUGCAGUCAUAGAAAUUAGGUAUUCAAUUUUAUUUUUCCUUCUUGGAUUCAUUGGAGUUUGUUUUUGUGGCUGUAGUGACGUGCGAAGAGACAUCAGAGACUGUCUAUGGAUGUGUCGUUAAUGUGUACUGUGGCGUGGUAACAAUACUGUAAAUGUUUGAUGAAUGUAUAUCUAGACAUUUAAACUAUGGAACCA